Molecule: messenger RNA, 1810 nt
Organism: Eremomyces bilateralis CBS 781.70
Lineage: Eukaryota; Fungi; Ascomycota; Dothideomycetes; Eremomycetales; Eremomycetaceae
Exons: 1
Coding region: 438-1619 (393 amino acids)
Source: RefSeq, a predicted model, not a curated record
CCAACAUCUGAGCAUACCUCCACGGAAACCGAAAAUAUGCCUUGUCCUACAUAAAUUUCACGGAGAACGCGUGGCAGCAGCCAAGCCUCUGAUGCUCGUAACUGAAACCAAACUGUGCCGCAACCUGCGCAACUGAACCAGCUUCCAUACCUCUCGGCGUUCUCCCGUGCAUUCAACAUCAGUGGAACCGCUCAUCACUUCCGCUACGGAAUGGAAGUUGUCCCGAUCAUUGAUGCCAUGACGUUUCAGGGAAGAGGCUCAGCUCAUGCCUUCAUUCACGUAGGCCCAAGUGAAUGGAGCCGAUUGCAGGUAUUAAAGUCGACGGAUAUCCUGAACGAAGGAUCAACUACCUGUAAGUGUUCAGAGAGAAACUUUAUAUCCAUCUCAGAGCAUCCCCUGUUACGUUUGAGCCAAUUUUUUAUACAAGAGUCAACAACAUGGCCUUCGGACAAUCCACGGUUCCUCUGGGCCCAGUCCGUGCAAUCAACAACCACGAUGCUCCUCUUCCAGUCCAUGCAAUCAACCACCACGAUGCCCCUCUUCCAGAUUACAACAGCCUCACUUCGCAGGAACAAGCGGAGUUGAGGGCUUCAGACCGCGACGUCUUCUCGGAUGACUAUGAAGCUCCACCUCCACCCCCCACCUACGCCGAUAGCACAGGCAACAGACCAUCAUAUAGCCCUCCGACCAAUAUUAAAGAGAAGGAUCCCUCUUGGUUGGCUCCACCACCAGACGAUAGCCUCUAUGGAGCCCAACCGGCCCCCGCACCAACCGCAACCAGCUCACGAUCCCCAGCCCCGAGCAUCCGCUCUGUCGUCACCACCGAUCCUGGCACGUUCGUCCCAGGACACGUCCUCAAGGUCUCCUCCCUAGGAAUCUCCUUGGUUCGACUUCCCGUCCGGUAUUCGGAACUCGAAAUCCCCAUCCAGCGGGAAGACGGCAGCUCAGCGUACAUGUCCCUUCGGGAGACGAAGGCCACUGGCAACAGCGUCCUCAUGCGGAACGACAGCGUCGGCGCCAACGGUCAGAUUAAUGCCCGGCUCGUCGCCACGACCGAAUAUAACUUCGGCCCGUCCAAGCAUCCGGUCAUCCGUUGCAUGCCGAUGGGAUCGUCAGGAUUUUCUCGUCCAUCGGCGCCGACCUCCCCAGGGCAGGCCUCGACCGAUUGGCAGAACGUGUGGGAACAAGGAAAGGAAGGCGUCGAGGUCCUGGGGACGGGGAAAUGGACACGAAAGACCUACGGGUUCACUUCACCCGAAGGCGGCGCAUUCGAGUGGCGCUACGUCCAGGAGCGGGAUGCUUCAGGCCAGCAACAGCUGACCAUCGCCCUCGUCAUGCUGCAGAACCGAAGUCAGUAUGAAGGGGGGAACGCCAGGAAGGGCAAGGGGCCCGAGGGCGUGACAGUCGCGCAGCUCGUCCGAAACGAAGACACUCGGCCCCCCGGCGUCAGCAAGAACAACGCCGGGAAUGGAGGAAACCUGGUUUUCCAUCGCGACGCGCCCAAGUACAUCUCGGAGGAGCUGGUGGUGGCGACGUGCUUGGUGAUGCUGAAGAAAGAGGUCGACCGACGGAGAAUGGUGCAGUAUAUGAUGCUUGGUGCCGCCGUGGUUAUACUUUAAUAAACUUGCCAUGCGAUUUUCUUGGGCUUUCCGGUGUUUGGGAUGAGUUCGGCAUCGAAUCCCAGGCAGAUGCUUGGAGAACCGCCGAUAUUUCGGAAAAAUAGGUAUCCAUAUUAUCGUUGCGGUCAAUAGUGAACGUUUGUAUCAUACUUAACACUACCGCUCUAUAAGUUAUGAAACCUCAUUCCGAG